Messenger RNA from Ctenopharyngodon idella (grass carp), 3193 nucleotides. RefSeq names its product gastrula zinc finger protein XlCGF57.1-like. The transcript has 3 exons. The record is from RefSeq and is a predicted model, not a curated record. Gene Ontology annotation, biological process: regulation of transcription by RNA polymerase II. Bases 189 to 1415 code for a protein of 408 amino acids. NCBI's taxonomy places the organism in Eukaryota, Metazoa, Chordata, Actinopteri, Cypriniformes, Xenocyprididae. Gene Ontology annotation, molecular function: DNA-binding transcription factor activity; RNA polymerase II cis-regulatory region sequence-specific DNA binding.
GGUUGGAGAAAGGUUUGUGUUCUUAAACACUGCAACCCGUUCAGGGAAUUUUAGAUUUUGUAAAAUGGCUUAAUAUUUGUUGAAUGUAACAUUGUAAUACUUGAUCUACUAUUAAUGAACGUGUGUAAAAGGACACACAGAGAAAUUCCUAGUGAAGCGACUGAGAUCCACGUGACACUAUUAUAAAGAUGGCAUUUAUUAAAGAGGAGAGUGAAGAUGUGAAGAUUGAAGAAACAUUCAGAGUGAAACAAGAAGAUACUGAGACACAAACAGACCUGAUGGUACUGAAAGAAGAAAGUCAAGAAUUGAAUGAAAUAGAAGAGAAAGAUCAUUGUGAUGAACAUCAUGAUUUCAUGACUGGAGAAAAAUCCACACAGACUGAAAAGACUACAUUAAUAAAGAGAGAAGCUAAGACAAAUGUAUGCAAUCAGUGUGGAAAGAGUUUUACUCAAAAACCACACCUUACUGUACACAUGAGAACUCACACUGGAGAGAAGCCUUUCACCUGCCAACAUUGUGGACAGAGUUUUGCACAGAAAGAAAACUUUAAUUCCCACUUAAGAAUUCACACCGGAGAGAAGCCUUUCACCUGCCCUCAGUGUGGACAGGGUUUUGCUCAAAAACAAAACCUUACCGUACACAUGAGAACUCACAGCGGAGAGAAGCCUUAUACCUGCCAACACUGUGGACAGAGUUUUGCACGUAAAGAAAACUUUAAUUCCCACAUGAGAAUUCACACUGGAGUGAAACCUUACACCUGCCAACAGUGUGGACACAGUUUUACUCAAAAACAACACCUUACUGUACACAUGAGAACUCACACCGGGGAGAAGCCUUUCACCUGCCAACAGUGUGGACAGAGUUUUGCACAUAAAGGAAACUUUGAUUACCACAUGAGAACUCACACUGGAGAGAGACCUUUCACCUGUAAACUGUGUGAGAAGAGCUACUCACAAAAAGAAUAUCUUAAGUCUCACAUGAGAGUUCACACUGGAGAGAAGCCAUUCAUAUGUGCUCAGUGUGGAAAGAGUUUCAGUCGUAAAGUAUACCUUAAUCAGCACAUGAAGACUCACUUGAGAGUAAACCGUUUUACAUGCCAUGAGUGUGGAAGGAAUUUCACAGAACACAGUCGCCUUGAGAAACAUGUAAUAACUCACACUAGAGAGAAGCCUUACGUGUGCCAUCAUUGUGGAAAGACUUUUAUAACCAAAUCAGUCCUUGAGGUUCACAUGAGAGUUCACACUGGAGAGAAGCCUUUCACCUGCCUUCAGUGUGGAAAGAGUUUCAUACAUAAAGGAAACCUUAACAUUCACAUGAGGCUUCACACUGGAGAGAAGCCUUACAUGUGUCUUCAGUGUGAGAAGAGUUUCAAAUAUCACGGAGACCUGAAAUGUCAUUUGAAAACUCAUUCCUGAAAUCAACUGUAGUGUUCUGUAUUUGGUUUACUAAAUACAUCAGUUUCAGAAAUCACUUGCAUAAUCACUCUGGAUGAUAACAUUUAAUUUUGUAAAAAGUGUAAUAAAAAAUAAUAGUUUUUGUCAUCACACAUGAAAAGUUGUGCAGAUGGGAGACCCUUGAAUUUACUAAAUUUUUGAUGCUGUUCGAAUCCUGUAACAAGUAUAAUUUUAUAGGCAUUUUUGUUAAACAUUUCUGUCAUUACAGAUAAUGAAAUCCCUUUUUUAUUUUUACAAUAAUACCAAAAUCAUGUAGUGCGAAAGUUAAAUUGUAAAAGACGUUGCGCAAGCUUCAGGAUUGACGAAACUAUGGCCAAUCGUUCACAUCUGGCAUAGAACUCACAACUUAACAUGGGCAUGUUACAAUACAAGUUAAUAUAAGUGAUAUACAUUUUACAAAAAAAAUGUGUUUCACACAAACAAAACCCGAGCAGAAUGUGGUGUUUCGUUUCUAAAUGAAUCUACAAUUUUGAAUGAAUCAUUUGAGAAAGUGAUUCAAUGACCCAUUCAGAAAUGCUGCGUCCCAAUUCGCUUACUUAUGCUACGCCCUAAAAAUAUGUACUCUUUUUGUGAACACAAAGUACAAACUUUUGAGUGUGCAAGCUUUGGGACAUACUAUCACGUCAUAUAUGUAGCAUCUGGACCAAACAAACACAGAGUAUUCAUUAUAUUUAAUGAAUAAUCCAGAAAACUCAACUCUCUCAAUAAAGGUCUUUGAACCAUCCCCCGAAAACCGCAACAAAUACAGUUUUCACCAAGACUCUGGUUACAGGAAGACUGAUAAGGUUUACGAUCAGAAAUAAUUUGCAGAGACUUGUGAUUCUGACUUAAUUCUCAUUGAGAAGGACAAGUAAACCCUUUUAAUUCUAUAUAUUAAACCACUUGAGAAACAAAUUUUCCCAUCUCAUGAUUUACCUUUUAUAGGGUUUGGCCUAUGUAUUAGGUCUCUCUUUAGAACUCUUGGUAUUAAUGUUUCAAAGUUGCAUAUUGUGGUUAACUAAAAUCAGAUGGGUAGCAUGUUUGGUAUCGACGGACUCCAACUUUCGUUUCCUAUUUAGUAAUUUAUGUUGCAUGUUGCUAACUCUGUGACACAUUAGUAUUAUAAGAAUCUAGAAGGUUCUUCACUCAUGCAUCCAGUCCAAUGUUUAUGCUAAUAUCCUGCUAGAGAACAAAAACACGUAAAAGUUCCCUCUAAAGGACCAGAUUCUUAUUGGCUCGGUCAACUCAAGAAGGUGUGGCAUCUUCACACUUCAAUAUCACGGGUCUCUUUUAUAGAAAAACACUGAUAUGAAGAUGAUGCUGAGCUAGAAGACUUCUGAAGACCCCCAAGCUUGUGCCAGGCUGCGGCCUUGUCUUUCCAUUCACCAAAGAUCCUCUGAAUCCAACUGGAUCUCUCUCAUCAAGACAACAUCAGCAAAGAUCAACGGAAGCCCCCACAAAUUGCAUCAGGACAGUUUAAUUCUAAUUGGCGAGACAUGCAAGUAUCAAACUUUGUCUCAUUAUUUGACACAUUGAGUAUCCUUACCCCUUUUAAAGAACUAAACAAAAGUUAUAACUAAACUGAUGGUUUGCUCAAGGCUGUUGAUCUGCUGAAUUUUAAAUAAUGCUGUAACAUCUUGCUUUCCUGUAUUCUGCUUCAGCUCUCUCUUUCCCUUGGUAAACUGUAUGCAUGUUUGUGCGUGAAUGUUAAAGUAGUUUAAGGGUUUAGUUAAUAAAGUCUUGUUCAUGUCACAUGUAAA